Thelazia callipaeda (thelaziosis nematode) is the source of this 2772-nucleotide messenger RNA. The record is from the annotation of a GenBank genome assembly. NCBI's taxonomy places the organism in Eukaryota, Metazoa, Nematoda, Chromadorea, Rhabditida, Thelaziidae.
AUGAAAAUUUCGCUACUAUGGUUGCUGGUGCUAUUUAAUACAGCUUUAUCAAUAUAUGAAGAUCAAAUUGGAAAAUUCGACUGGCGUCAGGAAUAUGUUGGAUGCCCUCGAAAUAUUUAUUUCGAACGCCUGAAGGGUAUGAAGUCUCCUUUUGUAUUUGUAUCAACAGAAACUGCAAUGAUUGCUUCGCUGAAAGCAUCAACUGGACAUAUAAUUCUAAUAUCAGUGACGAAAGAUGGUGCAGUGGUACGAGCUUGGAAUCGAGAAAAUGGGAUUUUGGCAUGGGAAGUUCAAGUUGAUCAGUUUACUCCGAAAUUUUCGCAAAUAGAUGUUUUGUUAUUGGAUGGGCUUAUAUUCAUUUGCAAAGGUGAUCACAUAGUAGCUCUAUCACUCAGCAAUGGUAAGCAUAAAUGGACAACAAAUAUCAGCAAUAUGAGUGAGUAUGUUGGAUCAGUGUCAGGGUCACAGACUCUUACUGUAGUUGGAGGUACAGAAGAAGUCGAAUUAAAUAUAUAUCGAUUAGAUGUGAUAAAUGGUGUAGUUACAAAAGUUCAAAAACUGGUUGCAACCUGGUUCACUCAUAAGAGAUGCGCUUUAUCGGAUACAUUAUUACAAUGUUUUGAUGACAAGGGCUUCUACGUUGCUGAUUUGUCAUCAGAUCCAAUUUCUGUCCAGCAUGUUUCACUUCAGUCGGUAGUGAAAAUAUUUAAUUUAGAUGUGAGAGACAUCGUCGUAAUUAGUACCAUCACUAAUACAUAUCUCUAUCGCGUCAGUAUGUCAAGACCGCCAAUAAUGCUUUUAAAGUUUGAUAAGGUUAACAUGGUUUCUGCGCAUAUGACACCUACUGGACAAAACUUAUUAGCUGUUGCUACGCUAUCAAACAACAUUGUCUUGUAUGAUGCUGUUAGUGGAGAACAUUUGUUUUCAGAAGCCAUACCAGAAAGUUAUCCAGCUCCUGUUAAAUUCCUUUCAUUGAUCGGAACUUCUAAAGAAUUCGAGUGCGUCGUAAUCUUGGAGGACUGCAGAUUUAUUUAUUUGGUCCGUUCUUCAAAUAAUUUUUUGAAAAAGUGGAUCAGACACGAGGCACUCAGUACCAUAACAUCAGUAGAAAUGGUCGAUUUACCGUUGUCUGAGGCCCAAGCUGAUAUCGAAUCUGAAUUCGCUCCAAAUGGUGGCGGUAUAGUAGAGUCGUUUUUACGACGUCUAGCAAGUCAGACAGAGCAGUUCCGUCGCAGUUGUCUUAGUGCAGCUAAUCAAAUUUUUUCUUCUAAUUUUAUACCAUUUUAUUCAAAAUCGUUUAUCGACUGGAUAUUCUCUCAUCGGUUUUCCACACGAAGCAUACGCAGGAAAGAUGCACCUUGUGAAAGAGAUUAUUUCAACUUGCGAAAGAUCAUUGUUGUUUCAACAUUAAAAUCUAUUGUGUAUGGUAUUGAUAGCAGCGAUGGUACGAUAUUAUGGCAUUUUUAUUUGGGAAAUGAUAUGGAACCGUUACAGAGCUCUUUAGGUGAUGUAAAAAUUCCUUUGUUCAUACAGCGAACCACCGCUCAUUAUCAAUUUACUCCUCUAGCAACAGUUUUGGUUAAUAAUAUGAAAUCGAAAAAUACUGUCGUAAUAUCGUUUAAUCCUAUAACGGGAUCAUUAUUCGAACAAAAAUAUAUGCCCAGUUUUAUUAAACGUGUUGAAAUUCUCCCCUAUGCAAAUGCCAAGACACAUUUAAGUCACCUUGUCCUGUUUGACAUAAAUGACAAUGUCGUAUAUUAUCCAGAAAAGAUGGAUGGACCAGAGCAACAAAUUCCAUUGUAUUUGUUUAAUUUUAAUACUAAUGGUGAUUUAGAAGGACUUCUACUUAAUGUUUCCAGUAAACAGUUCAUAUCAACUUGGAAAAUGAAGUUAUACUUAACCUAUGAACAGAAGAUCAUUGCUGUAGUUCCGAAACCUUCAUAUCAAAAGAUACAUAGUGCAGGACGAGUUCUCGGAAAUCGUUCUGUUCUAUACAAGUAUGCAAAUCCGAACCUUGUGGCAAUUGCUGUAUUUGAUUCUACUCAUUCAAUGUUACAAGUUUAUCUUAUUGAUGCAGUCUCUGGAUAUGUCGUAUAUAGUGGUAAACAAAACAAAAUAGCUGGUCCAGUUCAUUUGAUUCAUUGUGAAAAUUGGUUGGCGUAUUCGUACUGGAACGAAAAGGGUCGUCGUAUGGAAAUAGCCAUCGUGGAGUUAUACGAAGGCCUGGAGCAAACCGAUGCUUUGCAUUACAAUUCACUGGUGCAAACACUGAUUCCCAAAGUCACUGUAUUCUCCCAGGCUUAUAUAUUCCCACAAGGAGUUGCAGCUUUAGGCGUUACCGAAACUGAGCAAGGAUUAUCUACGAGAUCUCUAUUAGUAGCUAUGCCAUUCGGUGGCAUAUUUGGCAUUUCUAAGCGCCUUUUGGACCCUCGUCGUCCCUUGGAAAUGACGCAAGAACUAGCGGAAGAAAUGCUUCUUCCUUAUCGCCCAGAACUGCCCAUCGCUUCUGAGGACUUUAUUAAUUACAAUCAAAGCGUACAUGGUAUUCGUGGCUUUAAAACGUCAACAUCUGGUUUGGAGUCAACAAGUUUGAUGUUGGCGUAUGGCACAGAUCUGUUUUUCACUCAACUUUCCCCAUCAGGAACCUUUGAUAUAUUAAAAGAUGAUUUCGAUCACUUGCUUAUUAGUGUCGUGCUAUUAAGUUUAGUGAUUGGAAGUUUGGUAUGUAAAAAAUUGGGCAAAAAUAAUAGUCUGAAACAGGCAUGGCAAUGA